Daucus carota subsp. sativus is the source of this 2278-nucleotide messenger RNA. Its product is annotated as PHD finger-containing protein 1. The coding region runs from base 343 to 1980 and encodes 545 amino acids. NCBI's taxonomy places the organism in Eukaryota, Viridiplantae, Streptophyta, Magnoliopsida, Apiales, Apiaceae. The transcript has 9 exons. The record is from RefSeq and is a predicted model, not a curated record.
UUCACGUGGGUUUUUUGUGCUAAUUUUUUUUACAUGGUUUUACUUGAUUUUGUGUGUUUUUACUGGUACUUGUUAGUAAAUCUUUGUUCUUGCUUAGGGUUUUUGCUGAGCCAUCUUUAUGAGUCUGUAUGAGUUGAUAGGCUUGUGCAGAUUUUUUCAUUUUGAGCAAAAUUUAUAUAAAGCAAUGGACACUUUAUUAUGCUCAGUGCAUAUCAAAACCCCUUCUCCCCUUGCCUUUUUUGGAGUUGAUAUAGUUGUGUGUUGGUGAAUUUUGCUCAGACACAACUAUGAUUCUGACGUUUUCUUGACCAGAGGGGUGGAGAUGGUGUCAGUUUUGACAAAAUGGGAGAGGACAAAGUAUGCGACACAUGUGGGGAUAUUGGUUAUGAGACAGCACUGGUCAUUUGCAAAAAAUGCAAAGUUGGUUGUGAACAUCUCUAUUGCAUGAGGAAGUUUUAUAUGGCUGCACCUGCUGAUUGGUGCUGUGAGAUGUGUAAAAGUAUCAGCAUGGAUUCAUCAGACUGUGGUUUGAAGAAAGAGUCAUUUAAAGCUGUUACGUGUGAUCUUUCUACUAAGCUGCAUCAUGGUCCUAAAGAUUUUACAGACCGGAAAAGUUUUUGUAAGGGUGCGCGAGGUAAUUGGCAUGAAAAAGCGGUAGGAACAGGGAAAACUAAAUAUUUAUGGACCAGUGAAGUUAAGAACAUGCCAUCAGGAGAGAAGAAAGGAGAAUCCACAUGCGUAGGUCCUGUCUCAAGAAAGCCAUCUAAAUCCAUAGCAUCUGAACAUAAUAUCGCUAGUAUGAAGCCUAAAAGUAUCAUUUAUGCUGACUCUUCUUUUAUGGUGAAAAGCAAUCCAAAGUUUGGGCCAUCCAGAAAUUCCUCUGUUAGGUCUGGUAAUAUCCAGAAUAACACAUCGGUGAAAAAAGUCAAAGAAUUGAAAUCCAUUAUUUCUCCGGUAAAGGAAGAUCGUCAAAUGAGGCAGACUUCAUGUGUCAAAGAUACUGAAACUUCCCAUGCUAAGAAGCAAAAGAAAAUGAAAGAAACAGCAAGUACAUCUCAUAUGUCAAGGCAUAACCAAACUUGUGAUAUUCCACAAACAAAUGCCAGUUUAUCCCCUGCAAUUCCACUUGUAUCCACUGAGGUUAUUAAAAGAACAGAUGGCCACUGGCAAAAGAAAAUAAGCAAGGAAUCAUGUGCAGAUUGUCAGUCUCCCAUGUCAGGCAAGAGCACAUGUGUUGAGCUUACUGAAGAUGCUAAACCAAAGAAUUCGGAUGCUGAUAAUGUUGUUUUUUCAGUUAAGGAGUUUUACAUAAAAGCUGCCGCUGAGGAACCUCUUCCAACUGAUCCUGCUACAAUUGCAUCCUGGACAGGAAGCUUCAUAUUGAAAGAUGAGAAGACCAGUAUCAGUUUUCAGGCUCAUCCAAGAUCACAAGGUCUCUCAAAGGUGAAAGAGUUCUGUAGAAAAAUGCCCGAAGUUCUUGAGUUUGAGCUCUGUUUGUACGAGGAUUUCUUAAGAACUGUUUUUAAGGGAUGUGAUCCUGAUGACCAAGACAUUGGACUGUAUUUUUUUCCUGACGACAGGAUUAGGCCGAAUGCGUACAUUUCCCACUUAGAGCAGUUAUCGGGAAAUUUCUUUUUGAGAAGCUGCAUUGAUGGAGUCGAGUUGCUCGUCUUUACUUCUAAAGUUCUGCACAAAGAUUAUCGUAAGCGGAAUAAGUGUGACUUUUUGUGGGGAAUAUAUCGACAUCGUCAUAGGAAGCUCAAAGUUGCAGUAGAGGAAACAAUGGUUGUCGACAUGGAUAUUGAUUCAGAGGAAGUCGACAUGGAAGUCGACAUGAUAGGUGGAGAAACUGUAGGCACGGUUGAUGUUGUAGUUCCAAAGCAGUUGACUGAGAGCGAUAUUGACAUUCCACCAGGAUUUAGCCCAUCAAUGAGGGGACAAUGGAAGACGAAGAUAAAACAGGAAGUUUGGAAGUUUUAAUGGAACAACCAGAGUUGACCUAGAUGUUUAUACAACCGUCCUGAUUAAUGACUGCAAUCUCCUCUUCAUAGGAGGUAAUAAAUGUUUAGGAUAUAAUGUGAUGGCAAACAAACCUCAUGUGUAAGAAUGUUGUUUUCUUCUUUACAAAUGGUCUGGAAGGUUUGUAGGGCCUGAAUUGAAAUUAUUUCGACAUUGAGCAUGUUUUGAAAUGUUUUUGCUGAGGAACCUUGAUGACCUCAGAGAUGUAAAGAAAUUGCUGCCUUGAAAAUAAAAGCUUCCUAACUGUUUGUAGUGUAAA